Molecule: messenger RNA, 4074 nt
Organism: Balaenoptera ricei (Rice's whale)
Lineage: Eukaryota; Metazoa; Chordata; Mammalia; Artiodactyla; Balaenopteridae
Gene: C4H3orf52
Product: chromosome 4 C3orf52 homolog
Exons: 6
Coding region: 87-740 (217 amino acids)
Source: RefSeq, a predicted model, not a curated record
GGCGAGCCACGCGCGAGGCCACUUUGCACCCUCGGGUGUAUGCGUCCUGCUUCCUGGCGGGCUGUUUAAUCCUCCUCUGCCCGUCCAUGGAGGGGGCCAGGCCCCCAUCUCCAGGAGAUGAGCUGGAGCUCUCGGUGAUCCAGGGGCAGCCAGACGAGCAGGCGCCUCUCAACGGAGCCGUCCAGGGCAUCUUUGCUCUAGAGGAGGAGCCCUGCCCAGUUCAGGCUGACAAGGAAAGCCCUUGGAACUCCUGUAAUAAGAACUUGGUUGGAAAGUGCAAACUGUGGAUGGUCCUCGCCUCUGUUUUCCUAGGUCUCGUUAUAGUCAUCAUCAUAAGCUUAUGUCUGACUGGAGUAACCUAUGUCGAUGAGGAUGAAAAUGAAAUACUUGAAUUGUCGUCUAAUAAAGCAUUCUUGGUCAUGCUAAAGAUUCCAGAGGAUUGUGUAACUGAAGAGAAAUUGCCUGACCUGCUCACGAAAAGGCUCACAGAUGUGUACAGUUCAUCACCAGCUCUGAGCCGUUACUUUACUUCAGUUGAAAUCGUAGACUUCAGUGGUGAAAACGCCACCAUAACCUACCACCUGCACUUUGGGUUUCCGUCGGAAGACCACAACUUUAUGAAGUACGUGAUGAGUGAGGAGUUGGUGCUGGGCGUUUUGCAGCAGGAUUUCCAUGAUCAGAACGUGUCCGGUUGUGAGACUCUGGGGCUUGAUCCAGCGUCCCUCCGGUUCUCUGAAUGAAGUGGUCGAGGUCGAUCUGUGUCUGAAAGCAGCACUCCACUGAACUUUGGGAUGAAGAGAAAUCAUUCCGUUUUACAGAAGCGAUCCUGUGAAUUAACGUAGAAGGACUCACAGUGACUACAGGGCUGGAGACGGCCCUUUUUCUCCUGAUUCUGCACAGUUAGAGUCUGGCACUACGUCCAGCAAAACAGCACCCAGGGCUGCCCCAGCUGGGUCCAGAUGGGGCGGGGUGACCAGGCGGCGGGUGGACCUGCAGGGCCAGGUCGCUGCUGGUCUUGAAGCGCUCUCUGCCUCCACCCACACGUGGACACGCUGUCUUCAGGGUAAGGGUGGCCUUUGAGGCAGGAUCCCGCCAGCCUGAGCCCGUGGCGAGAGAACGGGGAGAGGCGAGGUGAGGGAGAGCUGAGCCAAUCGCUCCCUGAAAUCCUCCGUCCCACCCCGAUGUCUGAUGUACCUCCAAGCAAGGCUGUGAGGAAAAGGCAGGCACUUCACCAGACGUAGGCAGCAUGGUCUGUGUCUCCUUCCAUAGCCCAUAUCUCAGCAAACUAGCCUUGGCACUCCAUCCAAUGUUAUGUAGAGCUACAGAAAUGAGGUGUGUGUUUCUCAUUUCCCUUCUGUGUAUAGUUCCUGCGACUCCUGAACACCUCUUACGGAAACACGGGUCCAUGUUAGUUUUGAACACACGACUCUCAUUUUGGAUGGUUUCUCUAUAUUUUCAUCAACUUUCAUCGGAGAAUCAUUAAGACUGCUUACCGUCUGCUCUAGGUAGUACAUGUUGGUUUUUGUUGUCCAGAGUCACUAGCCUUCCUGUAGGAUUCAGUGUCUUCAGGCACUGAUUGUGUAUCUUAUUGAAGAUAGUUGUGAAACAGGAAGAACCGCGCUCAGAAAUAAACUGCUGGAAGUUUAACGUCAGAUCCUUUUGGGGGGGGUGAGGGUGGAGUGAACAAGAGCGACUCUAUUGGUCGUCUACGGAUAUAGAAUUACCUGUCAUGAGGGAACAAAGUGUCUUGUUAGGAAAAUGGCUUUGCUGGAAAUUUCCAGCAGAGUUUUGUGGUCAUGUAAUGAGAGGUUCUCAGCCUCAGUAUCUCAGUUAAAUUGGCCCUGGGUGGACGUCAGGCUGGGGGCAGCUGCUUUCCGGGAUGUGUUGGAGUACGUGUUGGAGUAUGAGUCUCCGGCUAGAUUUGCCUGGGGCUCUUUAUGACCCAGGACUCUGCAUAAUGUGAAUGUGCUUUGUUAUUUAACUAAAAGAUAACAUUGUGUUUCAUUUUGAGGAUAGUUCCUCCAACUAGUGAAACAGGUGAAUUUCCCUUCUUCCUCUUAUUUUAUAUGUCAAACCUAAACCUUCGUGUUUGUACUUUUAAGAAAAUAAUGAAGAACUUUAUUUUUGCCUCCGCAUUGCCACGUUGACCUUUGCUUCAUAGGGGUUGACUCUCCAGGGCCAGGAUUUGGGUUGGCAUGUUCUCGCAGUAAAUGGUGUUGGAAGUGACCUUUUCAUUUCCCCAAGGGCAGCUUCCCCUUCUGAGUGAGUAAGAUUGAACUGGGCUGGCCUGUGUCUUCCUCUCCCUGUUCCUGUUGCCGGGGGAGCAGGGGGGAACCGUCUCUCCUCUCCACUUCCCCCCGGGGCCCCGCAGGCAGGACCAGGUGUCUGAAGAGCCUGGGGCUGGAAGGAAGGACUGUUUCCUGUCUGGAGGCAGGACCAGGUUUGAUUCUGAUCUUCCCCUCUCUUUUGGAAACCACCAAGAUGCAGGCACCUUGUCUUGGGUUCUGACUACUUGAAAGUCAUAGAGAGGAUUUUCUGUGAGUUUGACUCUUCUGCCCAAAUGGUGUGGAAAGAGCUGAACUUUGUGACUAGAGCGUUUUGAGGUGUUUGGGGGAAAAUGGCACUUACAUACUGUUGUGCUAUAGGAGAUGAAUUGAUUGGCCAUCACACAUCUUCAUGAAGAGCAUAAUGAAGGUACAUAAGAAGGUUUCAACGAAUAUCUGUGGUAUCACUGAAAGGCUUUUUUUGUUUGUUUUGUUUUGUUCUGUUUUGUUUUGUUUUGUUUUUUUGGCCACGUGGCUUGUGGGAUCCUAGUUCCUCGACCAGGGAUCUAACCCAGGCCCUCAGCAGUGGAAGAGCAGAGUCUUAACCACUGGACCACCAGGGAAGUCCCUCACUGAAGGAUUUGAGAAAAAAAACUGGUCUUUUCUGGGAGUCACUUAGGUACAGGCAGAAAGGAUACAGCCAGAUCAGUGGAACCUGCCCCUCCGCCCAUUACUGACAAAAAUUCUAGCCAUGUGUCCUAUUCUUUUCUCCCUUUCAAUUUAACUUUGUUCUGCAGAUUUUUUUAAUGAUCUGUGUUGCAGAAGGCUACAGAAUAUACCAAUGAAGAAGAGGAUGAUAAUAAGGAAAAAAGCCACUGGUUUUAUUAGGGAGUCAGGCUCUGCACAGAUGAAACAGGAAACAGCAGGAAAAAAUAGGUGUUAAAAAUAAAUAAAGACAAACUGCAGGGUUGUGUGAUGGUCAGAGAAAAGGGUGAAAAGUAUAGUUUAAUGGGAGAAGGCUUUGCCUAGGAAGUAGGUCUGGAGCUGAACCUUGAAGCAGUGGUGGGAUUUGAAUAAACAGAUUUGCUUCCCUUUACACAUGUUUGUGUCUUAGGAUGAGCUGCAUGUUUUCUCCUUUCCCCUUUAGAUGUGGACUCUGGACAUGGAUUCUGCCCUAUUCAGAGUCUGAUUAGUGCUGAGAAAAAUGCGAGAAAUCUCUAUGUCUUCCCUUCUCUGCUCCCAUUACUGUUUCAUUGUUUUAAAAUAAGCUAAUUCACACUAUUACUGCAUUGCUAGCAGCAAUCUUUCCUUUAUGAUUAAAGUUCACUAUCCUCUUAGCAACAGAAGGCAGCCCUCUCAUCUUAUAGUUAGGAAACCAAGGUCUGGAGAGGUGGAAGGACCAGCCCAGAAUUCCACAACGUUGGGGUGCAAAGUCCAGCCUAGUGGGCAACCACACAUGAUCAAUGGCCUCCAACUGGUGGGCACCCCAGGGUCAUGCUCAGUUCAGGCUUGGCUACCAUCUGGGAAUCCAUGAGGAGCACAGGUGGUGAGGGGGAAGGGAUGGGUUGAGAGCUGUGAUUAUCAGACUGUACAAGAGUCUCUGGGGUGAUAAUGACCACUCAGCGCUUCACCCAGUGCCUCGCGAAGGAUCCCUCUGUUAAGAAAGCGGGAGAGACUUACGCAGAUCCAUUUAACUGUUGACAGAACCGAGACACACUCUGAUCAAGUGGCUUUCAAGUAGCUUUCUGAACUCAGUAGGUUGGCUUGGAAAAGAACAGAGUCAGAUAAAUGUAAACAAUCUCCUUUUUCU